Cricetulus griseus (Chinese hamster) is the source of this 1692-nucleotide messenger RNA. NCBI's taxonomy places the organism in Eukaryota, Metazoa, Chordata, Mammalia, Rodentia, Cricetidae. The record is from RefSeq and is a predicted model, not a curated record.
AUGGCCCAGAGGUUGCUGCCAGCCCAGGUUCAGGAGCCUGUGACAUUCAGGGAUGUGGCUGUGUCCUUCAGCCAGGAUGAAUGGUUGCAUCUGGACUCUGCACAGAGAAGCCUGUACCGGGAGGUAAUGCUGGAGAACUACAGAAACUUGGCUUCACUGGGGAUUCUGUUUUCCAAGCCAAAGGUCAUCUCUCAGUUAGAGCAAGCAGAAGACUUCCAGAUGGUGGAAAGUGGAAUGCUUCGAGGUGUGUAUCUAGGGUGGAAGAGCUUGUUUAAACCCAUAGUUUCCAAAGAAGAAAAUAAGGAAGUCUUGAAAAAUCACAGAGCUGAUGAUGUUUUUGACUUCAUAUUGGGAAAAACAUAUGUAAAUGAGGAACAGUUAGAGGAGCAACAAGGCAAAAAUAACAAACUUUUCAGCAAAAUGCUGCUUUCCAUUAGAAAAGACUAUACGCAAGAGAGGGGCCUUACAGGUAUUGAACUCGUGAGAAAUCCUGGUAUAAAGUCUCCUUUUACUAGAAAACCUGGAGUCAUCUCCAGAGGAAGAAAGCCCCGCUCACAGCAGUACUCUGUUCUAUUUAAACCACUGGGAGUCAACACAACGCGUAAGUGUUACAGAUGUAACAUCUGUGGGAAAGUCUUUCUUCACAGUUCUUCCCUGAGCAAACACCAGAGGAUCCACACUGGAGAGAAGCUCUACAAAUGUAAGGAAUGUCGGAAGGCUUUCAGCCAAAGCUCGUCCCUAACACAGCACUUGAGAGUCCAUACUGGAGAAAAACCGUACAUAUGUAGUGAAUGUGGGAAGGCUUUCAGCUUCACUACCUCUCUCAUUGGGCAUCAGAGGAUGCACACUGGAGAGAGACCCUAUAAAUGUAAGGAAUGUGGCAAAACCUUCAAAGGCAGCUCAUCCCUCAUUAAUCACCAGCGGAUCCACACUGGAGAAAAGCCUUAUAAGUGCAAUGAGUGCGGGAGAGCCUUUAGUCAAUGUUCAUCUCUUAUUCAGCAUCAUAGAAUUCAUACCGGGGAGAAACCAUAUGAAUGUAGCCAGUGUGGGAAAGCCUUUACAUCAGUAUCACGACUAAGCAGACAUCACCGAAUCCAUACUGGAGAGAAGCCCUUUCAUUGUCAUAUGUGUGGCAAAGUGUUCAGUUACCACUCAGCCUUGAUUAUACAUCAGAGAAUUCACACUGGAGAGAAACCAUAUGCAUGCAAGGAAUGUGGGAAAGCCUUCAGCCAAAGCUCAGCACUUAUCCAACAUCAAAGAAUCCACACUGGAGAAAAGCCAUACAAGUGCGAUGAAUGUGGGAAGGCCUUUUCCUGGGUCUCACGACUUAAUAUCCAUCACAGGAUCCACACGGGUGAGAAACCUUAUCAUUGCAAGGAAUGUGGGAAAGCUUUCAGUUCUCACUCAGCAGUCAAUACUCAUCGAAAAAUUCAUACUGGUGAGAAACCUUAUAAGUGCAAUGACUGUGAAAAAGCCUUCAACCAAAGCUCAGCCCUUAUUCAACACCAGAGAAUUCAUACUGGAGAGAAACCAUUUAACUGUAAAAUAUGUGGGAAAGCCUUCAGGCAGAGUUCAUCACUUAUGACACAUAUGAGAAUCCAUACAGGAGAAAAGCCUUAUAAGUGCAAAGCAUGUGGGAAAGCCUUCAGUCAGAGUUCAUCUCUUGCCAACCAUCAGAAGACUCAUAACUGA